Mytilus trossulus (common blue mussel) is the source of this 346-nucleotide messenger RNA. RefSeq names its product potassium channel toxin alpha-KTx-like. The record is from RefSeq and is a predicted model, not a curated record. The transcript has 4 exons. Lineage: Eukaryota; Metazoa; Mollusca; Bivalvia; Mytilida; Mytilidae. Bases 46 to 273 code for a protein of 75 amino acids.
AUUUAGUAGAACACAUUUGUAGUAAACAAACUUUUUAGAAUCAACAUGAAGUACGCAGUGAUUGCAUUAAUCGUAGUUCUUGGUGUUUUGAUUGUCUCCGAAAGUACUACUGCAGAUGAUGUGUCGGCGUUUAAAACCGAAAAUUAUUGCAAUAAAAAUGUAGCAAACUGUCCAAGUAACAAAGCUGAUAAAAACUGCAAUACAUGUUGUCGUCAAGCAGGAUGUCAACGUGGUGACUGUGGACAGAAAAAGUGCAAAUGCACCAAAUGUUGACCUGUUUAAAGCAGUAUCAGCCUGAAACUUUGGAUGCAGAUUUGAUUUCCAAUUAAAACAUUCAUUGUUAUCA